Molecule: messenger RNA, 1075 nt
Organism: Fomitopsis serialis
Lineage: Eukaryota; Fungi; Basidiomycota; Agaricomycetes; Polyporales; Fomitopsidaceae
Exons: 7
Coding region: 93-878 (261 amino acids)
Biological process (GO): transcription by RNA polymerase III
Cellular component (GO): transcription factor TFIIIC complex
Source: RefSeq, a predicted model, not a curated record
CGACCUCUGCGCAUACAUCCAUCUCGUCGCCGUUCGUGCACGCCUUGCCUCCUCUGUUCUGUCGUACACCACUGAUACCUGAUUUAACGAACAUGGGCAACGCAUCUCUUGCUCCUGGAUACAAGCAAGUAGAUGCAUUUGGACCUGACGAAGACUACGAAUCCGAGGAGGAAGUUAUCUAUGUCACUCUUGACCUCGGUGCCGUCGAACCAGCUUUGGUUCCGAGCAGCUCCUCGUUUCGUCUCAUUGGUCUGGACACCCCGACCCCGUUCCUCCAACUGUCGGGGACCGUCUUCAAAGGGCAACAUCAGAGCUUGCUCGGCACGGAGCUUCUGUUCACAGACGCGAAGGACGACCAUGCGGAUCGCACCAGGAAGCCUCUUGUCCAUGUCGGCGCAAGCGAGCAACGCAUACGCUUCAAGGAGGUUGAAGUGAGAGCGAAGACGAACGAGCUCCCCGAAGACGCAGAGCAGGUGCCGGCGACGCCGCAGACGAAAGGCAAGAAUAGUAAGAAAGACAGGCUCCCGGAGACCGUACAGGAAGUGGUCGGGACCGUGGACGCAGAAGUGCAGCCUCGUCGGCGGCGAGGACGGCGACCGAAAGACAAGGGCAAAGGGAAGGAGAAGGCGGUCGACCCUACCAACGAGGCCAUGGAUGUGGAUGAUCGCGAGGAGGGUCCUUCGGCUGCGAAUACGUUGCGAGAGAAUACGGGAGACGGGAGAGCUCUGCUGUUCAAUGGUCUAGCGAUGCACCAGAAGGACCUGCAUCUGUAUCUAUGGAAAUCGAUGCACCGUAUACGACAUGACGACGAAGCCCAGAGUUCUAAAGAGACCAAGAAGAGACUCAACUGUGUGCAUCUCGACCAGAAAGGACGAUAAGGCACGAGUUGCUCUCGAACAAGUUCUUGUGGCGUCACGCCGGUCGAUGUAGUCGAUGUGAGGGGCGUCUUCAACUCGCAGCGUCACCUUGGCAGCAUUUCCACGCGCUUUAUUGAAACGCGCGAUAUGGACCCGAUGUGUACCUAUUUACAAUCCACCCAGCGAUACAUCCCGAUCCGAGAACAAUCUCCCUGAAA